GUAACAUUUCCUCUCCUCAGCCCACUCUCCGAUCCACUUUACAAAAAUGUCCCAGGUCGUAAAGCAAGAGUUCAACCCCAAGAACAUGCCAUUCCGCCGCCUUGGCCCCAGCGGCCUGCGCGUGUCGGUGUUCUCCCUCGGAGGAUGGCUGACGCUUGGCGGCACCGUUAUUGGUGACCCUGUCAAAGAAAUCAUCAAGGUCGCCUUCGACAAUGGCAUCAACAUGUUCGACACCGCUGAGGGCUACGCAGCUGGGCGCUCCGAGAUCGAGAUGGGCCGUGUCAUCAAGGAGCUCGGCUACCGUCGCUCGGACCUUGUCAUUACCACCAAGCUUUUCUUCGGUACUCGCAAGGGUCCCAAUGACACUGGUCUCUCGAGAAAACACAUCAUCGAGGGCACCCAGGAAUCGCUUCAGCGUCUCGGUCUCGACUAUGUCGAUGUACUCUUCGCCCACCGUCCUGACUACACCACUCCCAUGGAGGAGACGGUUCGUGCAUUCAACUAUGUGAUCGAGAAGGGCUGGGCGUUCUACUGGGCCACGUCGGAGUGGUCUGCUCGGGACAUCGAGGAGGCUUACCACGUUGCUGAGAAGCUGAACCUCAUCCCUCCCAUCGCUGAGCAAUGCCAGCACCAUAUGCUCCACCGUGAACGCCCCGAAAAGGAGUACGACGCCAUCUACCGCAAGUACGGCGUCGGGACCACCGUCUUCUCCGCACUUGCGUCUGGCCUGCUCACGGGCAAGUACAACGACGGCAUCCCCGAAAACUCGCGCUUCGCCAACCACGCCGACUUCUUCAAGAACACGCUCCAGUCGUUCAACGAAGAAGAAGGCAAAGCGAAGAUCGCCAAAGUGCGCGACCUGACCAAGUUCGCCGAGACUGAGCUCGGGUGCACGGUCGGCCAGCUGGCUUUGGCGUGGGUAGCGAAGAACCCGAACACGAGCACGGUCAUCCUCGGUGCGUCCAGGCCCGAGCAGGUCCUUGAGAACUUGAAGGCGCUGGAUGUGAUCCCGAAGUUGACGCCCGAGGUGCUCAACAAGAUCGAGGAUAUUCUGCAGAACAAGCCUGCUCCUACGCCCUCCUUUGGCCGCCCGGCGCUCGACGUGUUCGGCCGUCUCUAAGUCUGCGCUGUUGUGGUUCAGGAAAUGUUUUAAAGGACGUCGCAUAGAUAGACAUCUAUAUAUAUGUCCUUGUACUAUUAGGCCUCGACUAUUAACCAUCAUGUAACACCAGUUUUUACCCUUGUUUAAGGUCACGCCAACGGCGCUGAAGCUAACGUUGAAGAGCAUAUGACUUGAUUGGAUUGUCCAAUAUGAUUAUAGCUACA
This is a messenger RNA of Coniophora puteana RWD-64-598 SS2, 1326 nucleotides long. Its product is annotated as Aldo keto reductase. The record is from RefSeq and is a predicted model, not a curated record. The coding region runs from base 47 to 1120 and encodes 357 amino acids. Lineage: Eukaryota; Fungi; Basidiomycota; Agaricomycetes; Boletales; Coniophoraceae. The transcript is spliced from 9 exons.